Papaver somniferum (opium poppy) is the source of this 1686-nucleotide messenger RNA. Its product is annotated as cinnamoyl-CoA reductase 2-like. Gene Ontology annotation, molecular function: oxidoreductase activity, acting on the CH-OH group of donors, NAD or NADP as acceptor. The transcript has 9 exons. Lineage: Eukaryota; Viridiplantae; Streptophyta; Magnoliopsida; Ranunculales; Papaveraceae. The coding region runs from base 458 to 1465 and encodes 335 amino acids. The record is from RefSeq and is a predicted model, not a curated record.
ACAGGUGAAGUGAACAUAACCCAGAACCAGUAGUAAGAGUGAGAGUUCAAAGAAAGAAAAGGUGAAGUAGAAGAGGCGGAGAUACAGAGAGUUUGUUUAACUGGCGCUGGAGGAUUUCUAGCUUCUAAGGGCUACAUCGUCCAUGGAACUGUUCGAGACCCAAAAGUGGAAGGCAAUUGGAAGCUGAGUUGUGAAAAAUUGCAAAACGUGGGAUGGUGAUACAUAACACUAGAAUAAAUCCUUGUUGACUCUGUUAACAGAUACCAAGAGAAGGUUAUUUUGACUCAAGGUUCUGCUUUCACUUUCCAGAAUAAGUGACAUCUCUAGGUGCUGCCUUGCUGAUGUAUCAAGCUGUAGGAUACAAUUUGUAGAGGUUGGAGUUAUUCCCCACUCACUCAUCUCAUGUCAUCUUAAUUGGUGAGGGACCACUUGUUUCUAUAGAGACUCCAUAUUAUAAAUGAGAGAUGAUUUGGAAAUAUUUCUGAAUAGAAGAGGAAAAGUAAGAGUAAAAGAGAUGGAAAAAAGAGUGUGUGUAACAGGUGCAGGAGGAUAUCUAGCUUCCUGGGUCGUCAAGUAUCUCCUCUCUAAGGGCUACAUAAUCCAUGGAACUGUUAGAGAUCCAAAUGAUGAGAAGUAUGCUCAUUUGAAGAAUCUGGAGAAUGCCUUGGAAAACCUGCAUCUCUUCAAGGCAGACUUGUUGGAUUACGACAGCCUCUGUGCUUCCAUGGCAGGAUGCAGGGGCGUCCUUCAUAUAGCGAGUCCAGUUCCUUCAGGUGCCGUAAUCAACCCCAAGGUAGAACUACUUGAGCCUGCUUUAACGGGUACAUGCAAUGUACUGAAGGCGUGUACUGAGGCAAAAGUAAAAAGGGUUGUGGUUGUUUCAUCUGUUUCUGCCGUUAUCUGGAACCCUAAUUGGCCAAAGGAUCAAUCUAUGGAUGAAUCGUGUUGGUCUGACAAGGAAUAUUGCAGAUCAAGUGAGAACUGGUAUAGCUUCUCCAAAACAGAAGCAGAAAGUGCGGCUUGGGAGUACUCAAAGAAAAAUGGGCUUGAUGUGGUAACAGUUUGUCCAUCACUUAUUUUUGGGCCACUGUUACAAUCUACUAUGAACGCUAGUAGCUCAGUUCUUGUCAAGUUAUUGAGAGAUGGCGUUGAGGAAAUCGAUAAUAAUGAAAGGAGGAUUGUAGAUGUGCGUGAUGUGGCUGAGGCAGUGUUACUGGCAUAUGAGAAGCCAGAAGCAGAAGGGAGAUAUUUAUGUUCGACUUAUACUGUCAAUACACAAGAGUUGAUUGAGAAGCUCAAAACCAUGUACCCUGAUUACAGUUACCCAAAGAAAAUUGCUGAAGUGAAGGAAUUGCCCCAGAGAAGUUGCGAAAAACUGCAGAAGUUGGGAUGGAAAUGCAUAACACUGGAAGAAAGCCUCGCUGACUCUGUCAAAUGCUACCAAGAGAUGGGAAUCUUGGAUUGAGGUACAAUCGAGUGUGUAGUGGAACAUGUUUCGCGGUGAAAGGGUUGCCUCUGUAAGCUCUCAACAAAACGAAUGUUUAUAACUUAUUAAUGUAAUAGUAGUUGGUGGGAUUCUUGUUUCCUGCGUGUAAUAGAAUAGAUGAUAUACCAUUUGGUGGGUAUAAUCGUUAGUAUCAAUAACAUACCAAAUUCUACCGUAAAAAAAAGAGAAGAAAAAGAAAA